This is a messenger RNA of Fraxinus pennsylvanica, 447 nucleotides long. NCBI's taxonomy places the organism in Eukaryota, Viridiplantae, Streptophyta, Magnoliopsida, Lamiales, Oleaceae. The record is from the annotation of a GenBank genome assembly.
AUGAUGCAUAUGACCUUCUACUGGGGCAAAAAGGUUACAAUUUUGUUUGAUUCAUGGAAAACCGAUUCGUGGACCAGCUAUCUCCUUUCUCUUCUUGCGUGCUUCCUCGUUUCCGUUUUCUACCAGUACAUGGAGGAUCGCCGCCUCCGCUUCAAGCUUCUUUCCGCGAAAACCCAAAAAUCGCCCAGUGGGUCGGCUGAUCUCAACAGCCCUUUACUCUUCUCUAAGUUCACCAGCAGAGGUGGCAAAUGGGCAUCAAGAUUUGCCGGAGCGAUUUUAUUUGGAGUUGACUCUGCGAUAGGGUACCUUCUGAUGCUGGCGAUCAUGUCUUUUAAUGCCGGAGUGUUUAUAGCUGUGGUGGUGGGGCUUGCAAUUGGGUACUUGGUUUUCAGGUGCGGCGAUGAAGAUGUGGUGGUGGUGGUAGACAAUUCGUGUGCUUGUUCUUGA